Aspergillus aculeatus ATCC 16872 is the source of this 882-nucleotide messenger RNA. RefSeq lists its product as uncharacterized. NCBI's taxonomy places the organism in Eukaryota, Fungi, Ascomycota, Eurotiomycetes, Eurotiales, Aspergillaceae. The record is from RefSeq and is a predicted model, not a curated record. Bases 34 to 699 code for a protein of 221 amino acids. The transcript has a single exon.
CAUCAGUAUUAUCGAAAUCGAUUGUACCCUACAAUGUGGCGCUUGACCACCAAAGCCUCCCGCCCUCUCCUCCGCCCCAGGGGGUUAGGACUUCAACCCCAAACCCACCUCCCUCUCCUCUACAAAACACCUUCAAAGCGAGCCCCCCACACCAACACCACCAGCGCCAACCCGGCCCCCACCCCAUCCUCCUCCUACCUCUCGAGCCACCACCGCAACCGCCACCCGGAAUCCGACCUGGACCGCCACCUCCUGCGGCCGGAGUCCUACGAGACCUCGAAGAGCGGCACCGACGACGCGGCCGCCCACCACCCAUGGUCCUUCGACCCGACCAUCACCGACCCGGCGCUGGAGGUGCUGGCCUCGGACGCCGAGUGCGCCUUGGACGACUACCGCGAGGACGACCCGCUGUACGUCAGCCCCGGCAACACGGAGGUCAGCCGGUUUCUGGACCCGAUGGCCGGCGGCGCGGCGCACAACGCGGUCAAGCCGGGGUGCUCGGGGAUGGGGUGGACGCGGAAGGCGCAUGUGUUUCGGGUGCGUACGGAGCCCGGGGAGACUGGGUGGGGGAAGAGGUUUGAGCGGUAUGAGCGGGUUUUGCGGGAGGUGAGGGGGCGGAAGAAGGUGGGUGUUGGGGAUAGUGUCCGGACUACUGGUGCUGGGGGAAAGGAGGGGGAACAAGGUCCGGGGAAGGGGUGAGUUGCUUGUGAAGGGAGAAGGUUAUCGGGUUGGAUGGGUUGGAUGAUGGGGUAGGGCUGGUAUAUGGCGUGACAGUGUGGGUUGGAAUCUGGCGCUGGAUGGGAGAUUGUUCACUUCCCUGUACUGAUAUUUGUGGCUGGGUUUAAAUUGGUAGGUGUGGUGUUUAUACUUGGUAUAUAGUCU